Closterium sp. Naga37s-1 is the source of this 471-nucleotide messenger RNA. Lineage: Eukaryota; Viridiplantae; Streptophyta; Zygnematophyceae; Desmidiales; Closteriaceae. The record is from the annotation of a GenBank genome assembly.
AUGGCCGCCUCUCCUGCCGCGCUGCUUCGGCUCCUCUUCCUUGCCGUCAUCUGCGCGGCCGCCGUGGCUCACGUGGCAGCAGACCAAGGCGGCGCGGUGGACGCAAGGGUCCACGUGGCAACGGUGAUCGCGGUGCCGGGCGUGAGCGUCCCCGUCAGCUUCGACGCCCUCCGCUGCUUCAGCCUUCCCCGGGCGGCGCGCAAGGCGGCGGGUGACGUGCAGGUGUGGUGGCACGGGCUCACGGGCGGCAGCACGGGCGGCGGCACGGGCGGCAGCACGGGCGGAAGCAAGGGUGGAGGUGCGGCGUGCAAGCAACUCAAGUUUUUUGCCAACCCGGCCUGCAAGGGCAGGGCGCUGGAUGAGGUGCUGCAGCCGCAGUUUGCCGCUCUAAGGAAAUUCUUCCACGUGCCCAGAAAUCACCUGCCAGCACGCCACGUGUCCAGCCAACUCCACGUGCAUGCCAACGAGUGA